AUGUCGUAAUUUUAAUUUACUAUUGAAAAUUCAUUAUAAUACCUCCAAGAAUUUCAUGACUUUUAUAAUUUUAUUGAGAUAGAAUCAAAAGACCUAAAUAAAAAUCCAUAUACUUAUCCUGUAAUUUAAUCAUUCUUAUUUAUAAGGUGAUUACAAUAUUUUGUAAACAUAUCAAGAUAGUUUAUAAUUUAGACAUGGUUUUGCAAUAAAUUAAUAGUACAGGUUAAUUUACAUGUUAAGAAUGCAACUAAAGCAUUUCUCAUCCCAAUAGAUUAUAAAAAGAUAUUAGAUGGAAAUUGAAAGAAGAAAUUAAUGAAUAUUUUGAUACAAUCCUUGUAAUUCAUAAUCAUCUCUUUCCUAAGUUUUUAAGAAAUAAAAAAUAUAAAGAUUUAAUAUUGGAAAAUACUGUUCCUGAAAUAAUCAAAAAUUUAAUAGAGACAUAAAAUUCUAUUAAUAUUAAACAAAUACUAGAAUCUUAUGAUAUUCAAAAUCUAAAAUAAAGGGAGAUUAUUUUUAAAGCUAUAUGCUUAUUAGAUUAUGUUUAAGUUAGUUUGCCUGUAAGAUUUAAAGCAUGCCGACAUCCAGAAUGCUAUGAAUUAUCGAGUUUAUUAUUUUACUAGAAGGAGAAUUAACAAGAUUAAUUAAAAUAAUUUGUUUGUAAAUAAAGAAAUUGUAAAAUAAAGGUAGAUAUUUCUACUUAAGAGAAAUUAUUUGAAAAUAUAUAUAUGGAUAAUGAACUAUUAAGAAUAAUAAAAAAAGGUUUACCAAGUAUUCAUAAAUAUAAAUAUAAUACUAUUACUCAUUAAAUUGAAUAAGAUUCCAAAAAGUAAGAUGGAUUGAUUAUCGAUCCAUUUAUUUUUUCAUUAUUUUAAAGGGAAUUUGGAUUAUAAUUUUCGGUUUUAGACUCUUAAUUUUUAGAAUAUUAAAGAAAUAUUACUUAACAUUCUUAUUAUGUAUUACAGUAAGUUCCUGAUAAAAAAAUACAAUUAAAACUAAAGUUGAAUAAGUACAGAACAUUUUAAUUGAGAAUAAUAGAUUAAAUAAUAGAAUAACCUUCUAGAUGUAUUAAUUGUAAUAUUUCUAAUGUUAUGGAUUUAAAAUCUAUUAUUUCUAAUUUUUAUUUACAAAAAAAAAAAUAAUAGAGAGAGAGGACUUUAAAAUGUCCACUUUGCUAAUAUGAAUAUAUGAUUAAUGCAACUAUUUCUAAUUUAACAUAUUUUGAUUAAAAUUUGUUUAAUGCUUUUGAACAAGGUAUUUUAAUUCAAAAAGAGGGUAAUCUUUAUUAUGAUGGAAAAAAAUUAAUGAUAGAAGAGUUUUAAUAAAAAUAAAAACUUGAAAUAGAGGAUUUUAAAUAGAAUAUUAAAGAGAAAUAAAAAAAUUUAAGAUAUACAUUUUCAUAGCUUUUUUGCUCUAGUAAUCCUUAACUUAGAAUUCAGUUUCCUUUGAUUCUUUAAAAAUGCCCUUAAUAGAAAAUUGUUGAAUUUGAAAAUUUUUAUAACAAAAUUACAUAAUUAGAGUAAUAAGAUUAUGAAUAAAAUUGUCUUCGAUUUUGUUCUUGCGAUUAUUGUUAGAAUAAUGCAUUUUCUUUUAAAGAUUUUCCAGAAAAUGUUUAUUUUCAUGAAGCCUUUUAUAAAGCUUUGAUUGAUUUUAGAAAAUCAAAUGUUAAUUAAAAUAUCUAACAAUUCACAUAUGAUUUUGAGCGAAAUAUAGUUAUCGAAGAAUAACAAAUUGUGCCAUAAUAAUAAUAAAACUUUUUUAUUAAAAGAUCCUUAUUUAAAUAGGGUUUUGUGAGUCUUUUAGAUGAUGAAUAAUAUUAAAAGAGAUUUGAAAAAAAAUUGGUGGAUAAUUAGUACUAUUUUUAAAUUAGUCAGAAUAAAUUAAAUACUCCAUUUGGAACUUUAAUUAAUAAUAAAGAAGGGUUCUAUUGUGAGGAAAACAAAAAAUUAAGUUAAUAGAUUUAAUAAAAUCAGGAAAAAAAUGAUUGGGGAUUUCAAAUAAAGAAGACUGAAACCAAAAUAAAAACAAAAUCAGAUGGAAUAGUAAAAGGAAAAAUAAGCUUAGAUUGGAAGUGAUUCAUAAUUUGG
Molecule: messenger RNA, 2084 nt
Organism: Paramecium sonneborni
Lineage: Eukaryota; Ciliophora; Oligohymenophorea; Peniculida; Parameciidae
Source: the annotation of a GenBank genome assembly